AUGUUCAUCGGGGGGUUGAACUGGGAAACCACAGAUCAAUCCUUGAAGGACUACUUCUCUCAGUUUGGAGAGGUGCAGGAAUGUACCGUAAUGCGAGACAGUGCUACAGGUCGCUCCAGGGGUUUCGGCUUCUUGACUUUCAGAGACCCUAAGACUGUGAACACGGUGAUGGUCAAAGAGCACUAUCUAGAUGGGAAGAUCAUCGACCCCAAGCGUGCGAUCCCGCGUGAUGAGCAGGAGAAGACCAGCAAAAUCUUCGUUGGUGGUGUCAGUCAAGAAGCAAACGAGCAUCAAUUCAAAGACUUCUUCACCCAGUUCGGUCGAGUGAUUGAUGCUACCCUAAUGAUCGACAAGGAUACUGGUCGACCCCGUGGUUUUGGUUUCGUGACCUUUGAUAGUGAAGCCGCUGUGGAGGCCGCUCUCUCGCGCCCUUUGGAAAUUCUCGGCAAGCCCAUCGAAGUCAAAAAGGCUCAACCUAGAGGCAAUCUGCGUGAUGAGGAAGACCGCAGGUACCGCCGCGGCAGGGACUCUUUCCGAGAAGGAGGCCAGAUGGGUAGCGAUGGAUCCCAGCAGCAAGCGGGUGCCCAGGGACAAGCCAACAUGGCUAGUGGUCUGACACCGCAAAUGAUGGCGCAGUAUUGGCAGAGAAUGCAGCAGUACUUUGCCCUGAUGCAACAGCAGAUGGCUGUCGCCGCCGCUCAAGGUCAAGGGAUGGGCGGCAUGGGAAUGGGUGGAAUGAGCCCUGCCAUGAUGCAGCAAAUGCAAAUGAAACAGAUGCAACAGAUGCAGAUGGGUAAUAACCAGCCGCAAGGAAGUCUCAGUCCCCCUUCGCAGAGCGCAACUCCCCAGGCAAUGCCGAACAUGAUGAAUCCCGCGAUGAUGCAGCAAAUGCAACAGAUGCAGCAGAUGCAGAGCCAAGGGCAGGGCAACAAUGUUGGAGGCAUGCCGGCUCAAAUGGGGAAUUCCAUUGGGGGGGCAGCAGCAGCAGCAGCAGCAGCAGCAGCAGGCGGGACUAGACCUGGCUAUAACGCCCAAGAACAGAUUGCCUUUGAACAACAAAAGUAUGAGCAGCAGCAGGUGCGCCGAGCGAUGGAAAACCGGGCCUUCUCUCCAUAUCAACAGGGCGGGCCAACAUCAUGGGAAGGCAUGUAUGAUGAAGUACCUCAGCCUAACAUCCCCACGGGUCCCCAGGCCAUGAACCGUGCCGGGAGCAUGGGACGUGGACCUACACCACAGCCUCAAAGUGCCGCCCCAGCGAAUGCUCCAACCGGGCCAAAGAACGCUGGCAAGCCCGGCGCCAAUUAUCGUGGAGGCGGACGGGGAGGACAUCGGGGCUUCCAUCCCUAUGCCCGGGGAUGA
Aspergillus ibericus CBS 121593 is the source of this 1359-nucleotide messenger RNA. RefSeq names its product heterogeneous nuclear ribonucleoprotein HRP1. The coding region runs from base 1 to 1359 and encodes 452 amino acids. The transcript is spliced from 4 exons. Gene Ontology annotation, molecular function: RNA binding. Lineage: Eukaryota; Fungi; Ascomycota; Eurotiomycetes; Eurotiales; Aspergillaceae. The record is from RefSeq and is a predicted model, not a curated record.